UCCCUCUCCGUUCAUUCCUUACAAAAGAAAACAUCAAGCGUGCGGUGUAUACAUGUUUAGAAAGAUUGACGCGGAUUGAUUUUUCAGUGAAACGCGGAAGAAGUGAAUGCUGUUUAAUAACGGAAUGACAGCUUUAAUGGACCACAAGAAAAUCCGACACUGAUGUGAGAUCAGUUCAGGAGCGCUGGGAUAUUGUUGAUAUAUUUACAAUAUCUGUCAUUCCCGUCAGAAGAUCCGGAUAUAACACAAACACUCCCAUAGCAUCGGAAUAUCAGUAUGGACUCACCUUUCAACAUGUUGUUAGUGGUUAACACUGGAUUAUGUACUGAUGCUCUUCAUUGCUGAAUGUUCGUGCAUUAUAACCUCCGAAAUGACAGUUAAACGUUAUCUUGUUGAUGCGGGUGGGAUCGACUGAAGAGCACCUCCACUGAAAAGAUGGAGUAAAACUUGUUUCCAACAUACAAUCUAACAAACUCACCUUAUGUAGUUCAGAAAUGGAUGAACCCUUACGUAGUUCAGUUUGAAAAAUGGAUAAACUCACCAUUAUCUCAGGAUGUCUCUUCCUUGCAGCUGAUAUUUUUGCAAUUGCUAGUGUUGCAAAUCCAGACUGGAUUAAUACAGGAGGACACGAGGGAUCUCUGACUGUGGGCCUUGUCAAGCAAUGCCAGACCAUCCAUGGUCGAAGCAAAAUAUGUAUCUCACCAAGCCUUCCUCCAGAAUGGAUCACAUCUCUGUUCUUCAUCAUCAUGGGCAUCAUCUCACUCUCUAUAACAUGUGGCCUGCUUGUGAUAUCACACUGGCGACGAGAGGCGAUAAAGUACGCUCGGUGGAUCGCCUUCAUGGGAAUGGUCCUCUUCUGUAUGGCCGCCCUCAUAUUUCCAAUUGGAUUUUACGCCAAUCAAGUCGGAGGACAGCCUUACAAAUUACCCAAUAACACCGUUGUUGGGUCAUCUUAUGUACUGUUUGUUCUAUCAAUAUUUUUCACAAUAGUAGGACUUCUUUUUGCUGGUAAAGUAUGUCUGCCUGGCUGACAAAUCAAAAAAAAAAAAUUUUUAAAUGACAAUAUGAUGGUAAAAUAUCCACAAGACAAUUCUGAAGAGGAGAGUCAUUGGCUCUGUUUAAAGCCUAGUCAGAUGCCUUGUUAGGUAUGUAUAACUGAAUGCAACAACCCAACUAAAAUGGACUCUUAUAAGUGUCCGAAACGGACGGAUACUUUCACAUACCUUCUCAAAAUGCAUUGGGGGAUUUUUUUCUAGAGACAAUGCCUGUCUGCCUAUUUUGGAGCAGACUUUGUAUGACGAGUGUGUCUAUUAUGCCAUCUAACAUGGGCAGAUAUUGAAAUAGUGAGACACAUUUGUCAUAUGGGGGUUAUACUCAUAACGUUCUGGACUUUAUAAACAUUAUGAAAGAAUAACUUGACUUUAAAAUAUGAAUGAAAUAGAUACAAGUGCAUAAAUCUGCCUUAGCACAUAUUGACAUCCGUCUUUUUGUUUAAACCAUUGCAUUUUGCUUAAAAUCUUUUUAAAUGUGUUGAUGUGUUUGGUCAAAAAGACUGAGCCCACUAAUGAAAGUGAGUCUUUCUUAAAUACAUAACGUUACCAUUCUUCAGGAUAACAAAUAUGCUCACAUUUAACCACAUACCUAAAAAUAGUGCUGAAUCUUCAAUAUUCUUCUUUUUGUCAUUAUGACUUUUGUUUGUUAUU
This is a messenger RNA of Misgurnus anguillicaudatus (oriental weatherfish), 1703 nucleotides long. RefSeq names its product modulator of smoothened b (gene mosmob). Gene Ontology annotation, biological process: negative regulation of smoothened signaling pathway. Gene Ontology annotation, cellular component: ciliary membrane; Golgi apparatus. Lineage: Eukaryota; Metazoa; Chordata; Actinopteri; Cypriniformes; Cobitidae. The record is from RefSeq and is a predicted model, not a curated record.